Brachypodium distachyon (stiff brome) is the source of this 1428-nucleotide messenger RNA. RefSeq names its product 2-oxoisovalerate dehydrogenase subunit beta 1, mitochondrial. Bases 136 to 1257 code for a protein of 373 amino acids. Lineage: Eukaryota; Viridiplantae; Streptophyta; Magnoliopsida; Poales; Poaceae. The record is from RefSeq and is a predicted model, not a curated record. The transcript has 13 exons. Gene Ontology annotation, biological process: response to nutrient; branched-chain amino acid catabolic process. Gene Ontology annotation, molecular function: catalytic activity.
UGUGGUUAUCUCUCCACGUCACUCACAAUUGCAGGUCCAAGAAGCUAGCUUACGCAUCGGCUGUUUCUCUUCUGCUGCUGCUACAAGUACUGCUCCCACUUUAGGAGAGCGCAGAGCAGAGAGGAGGAACCUUCGAUGGCCACGAAGGCGGCUCUGAGGGAGUUGGGGAGGAACAGCAGAGCGGCGGCGGGGAUCGGAGGAAGCAGAGGCUUUGCCGCCGCCGCCGCUGCUGCUCCGGCGGGGGUGGCGGAGAGGAGCGAGGGCGGCGGAGGCGGCGGCGGGACGAAGGCGGUGAACCUCUUCACGGCCGUCAACCAGGCGCUCCACAUCGCGCUCGAAACCGAUCCCCGCUCUUAUGUCUUCGGAGAGGACGUGGGUUUUGGAGGCGUGUUCCGCUGCACAACAGGGCUCGCUGAUCGGUUUGGAAGAAACAGAGUGUUUAAUACACCAUUGUGCGAACAGGGUAUUGCUGGAUUUGCUAUUGGCCUAGCAGCAAUGGGCAAUAGAGCUAUUGCUGAAGUCCAGUUUGCGGAUUAUAUCUUUCCAGCAUUUGAUCAGAUUGUCAAUGAAGCAGCUAAAUUCAGAUAUCGAAGUGGAAAUGAAUUCAACUGCGGAGGUUUAACAAUUCGAUCUCCAUAUGGUGCUGUUGGGCAUGGUGGCCACUAUCAUUCACAGUCACCAGAAGCUUUCUUCUGCCAUGUUCCUGGCCUGAAGGUUGUCAUACCUCGAAGUCCACAUGAGGCCAAGGGAUUGUUGUUGGCCAGUAUUCGUGACCCAAACCCAGUUGUAUUUUUCGAACCAAAGUGGUUGUACCGUUUGUCUGUUGAAGAUGUUCCUGAGGGGGACUAUAUGCUGCCCUUAUCUCAAGCAGAGGUGAUUCACCAAGGAAGUGAUAUAACACUUGUUGGUUGGGGAGCUCAACUUGCAGUGCUGGAACAAGCAUGUGAAGAUGCUGCAAAGGAUGGAAUUUCCUGUGAGCUCAUAGAUCUGAGAACACUGAUUCCGUGGGACAAGGAAACAGUCGAAGCCUCUGUCAGCAAGACCGGAAAGCUUCUCGUUAGCCAUGAGGCCCCAAUCACCGGAGGGUUUGGUGCUGAAAUCGCUGCCUCCAUUACCGAGCGCUGCUUCCAGAGGUUAGAAGCGCCGGUCGCAAGGGUCUGCGGCCUCGACACGCCUUUCCCCCUUGUUUAUGAACCAUUCUACAUGCCCACAAAGAACAAGAUCCUGGACGCUAUUAAAGCUACUGUAAAUUACUGAGGCGCAGGAGCAAGAAGCUGCUGCAGCUGCCGUGUUGUUGCACAUUGACAGUAGAGACACCAAAAAUUGUGUCCACCGUGUGUGUGUAUUGCUGGUAUAUGGUGUAUUCAAAUAUUUAAAGACUACUACUCACUGAUUUGUCAAAUAUUUAAAGACUGGAGAUCAGAUCAA